CUCCCUCCGGUGGGCGGGCUGAGUUCCUCCCCGCCCGCCGCCCCACCGCAGCCGGAGGGCGCCGCGGCAGCCGAAACGCGAUCGAUGCCGGGAGCGCGGAGGAGAAGGCGGCGGCGCUGCUGAGAGGGGGGGCGGCCCCGCCCGGAGAUGGGGAUUCUCAGCAUCACGGACCAGCCUCCUCUGGUCCAAGCCAUUUUUAACCGUGACAUAGAGGAGGUACGGUCAUUACUGAGUCAGAAGGAGAAUAUCAACGUGUUGGACCAAGAGAGACGAACCCCUUUGCAUGCAGCUGCAUACUUAGGGGACACCUCUAUUGUUGAACUCCUAAUACUAUCAGGUGCUAACGUCAAUGCAAAGGACAGUCUUUGGCUAACCCCGUUACACCGUGCUGCAGCUUCUCGUAAUGAGAAAGCACUUAACCUCCUCUUAAAGCACUCGGCAGACAUCAAUGCUCGUGACAAGUAUUGGCAAACACCACUGCAUGUUGCUGCCGCCAACAGAGCUACCAAGUGUGUUGAGACCAUCAUGCCGCUGCUUAGUAAUGUUAAUGUGGCAGACCGCACUGGCCGAACAGCACUGCACCAUGCUGUACACAGUGGGCACCUUGAGAUGGUAAACUUGCUCUUAAAUAGAGGGGCCAAUCUGAGCACAUGUGACAAGAAGGAGAGACAACCAAUACAUUGGGCAGCCUUUCUGGGGCAUUUGGAAGUCUUGAAGCUACUGGUAGCCCGUGGAGCUGACAUCACGUGCAAAGACAAAAAGGGUUACACACUGUUGCAUACAGCAGCCGCCAGUGGCCAGAUUGAAGUUGUGAAGCACCUGCUGAGGCUUGGAGUUGAGAUCGAUGAACCAAAUUCCUUUGGCAACACUGCACUUCACAUUGCCUGUUACAUGGGCCAGGAUGCCGUGGCGAAUGAACUGGUCAACUAUGGCGCCAAUGUCAAUCAGCCCAAUGAAAAGGGCUUUACCCCCCUGCACUUUGCUGCCGUCUCCACCAACGGAGCCCUGUGCCUGGAACUUCUUGUCAAUAAUGGAGCCGAUGUGAACUUUCAGAGUAAAGAAGGGAAGAGUCCUUUGCACAUGGCUGCCAUUCAUGGACGGUUUACACGCUCUCAGAUUCUCAUACAAAAUGGAAGUGAGAUUGACUGUGCGGACAAAUAUGGCAAUACCCCCCUCCACGUUGCUGCUAGAUAUGGCCACGAGCUGCUAAUUAGUACUUUGAUGACGAAUGGUGCUGACACUGCAAGGCGUGGGAUCCAUGACAUGUUCCCUCUGCACUUAGCUGUUCUCUUCGGAUUCUCAGACUGUUGUCGUAAGCUACUUUCCUCAGGUCAGUUGUACAGCAUUGUCUCCUCACUCAGCAAUGAGCAUGUGCUGUCUGCAGGCUUUGAUAUCAAUACGCCAGAUAACCUUGGGAGGACCUGCCUCCAUGCUGCUGCUUCCGGAGGGAAUGUUGAAUGUCUUAACUUGCUGUUGAGCAGCGGAGCUGACUUGAGGAGGAGAGAUAAGUUUGGAAGGACUCCUUUGCACUAUGCAGCCGCGAAUGGCAGCUAUCAGUGUACGGUGACACUAGUCACUGCCGGAGCCAGUAUUAAUGAAGCUGACUGUAAAGGCUGCACCCCCUUACAUUAUGCUGCUGCUUCAGACACUUACAGGAGAGCUGAGACUCAUUCAGGAAACAGCCAUGACACUGAUGAAGAGCCACUGAAAGAGUCACGACUGAAGGAGGCCAUCUUUUGUUUAGAGUUCUUACUGGAUAAUGGUGCUGACCCCUCUCUCCGAGACAAACAGGGAUACACUGCUGUCCAUUAUGCAGCUGCCUAUGGCAACCGACAGAACCUUGAGUUGCUCCUGGAAAUGUCGUUUAACUGCCUGGACGAUGUGGAAAGCACCAUUCCAGUCAGCCCUUUGCACUUAGCUGCCUAUAAUGGUCACUGUGAAGCCCUGAAGACGCUUGCCGAAACCCUGGUGAACCUGGAUGUGCGGGACCACAAAGGGAGGACAGCUUUAUAUCUUGCCACGGAAAGGGGCUCUACGGAAUGUGUGGAGGUGCUCACCAGCCAUGGUGCUUCUGCUCUUGUGAAGGAGAAAAAGAAGAAGUGGACACCCCUCCAUGCUGCUGCUGCCUAUGGGAACACAGAUUCCCUCCAUCUUCUCAUUGACAGUGGAGAGAGAGUCGACAUCACUGAUGUCAUGGACAUCCAUGGACAGACCCCAUUGAUGUUGGCGAUCAUGAAUGGCCAUGUAGAUUGUGUCCAUCUCUUACUAGAGAAGGGAUCCACAGUGGAUGCAGCAGACAGAAGAGGCAGGACUGCACUGCACCGGGGGGCUGUUACUGGCUGUGAAGACUGCCUUGCAGCACUGCUGGACCAUGAUGCCUUUGUAUUGUGUCGGGAUUUCAAGGGCCGGACCCCGAUCCAUUUUGCCUCGGUGUGUGGGCAUUCUGAAAUCCUGAGGACCUUGCUGCAGGCAGCGCUCUCUACUGACCCUCUGGACUCUGUAGUGGACUAUAGUGGCUAUUCACCAAUGCACUGGGCUUCAUACAGUGGGCAUGAAGAUUGUCUUGAAUUGUUACUUGAACACAAUCCAUUUGCAUAUCUAGAAGGAAACCCUUUUACUCCAUUGCACUGUGCAGUAAUUAACAACCAGGAUGGCACUGCUGAGAUGCUUGUUGAAGCAUUGGGUGCCAAGAUUGUUAAUAGCAGAGAUGCCAAAGGAAGGACCCCCCUUCACGCUGCUGCCUUUGCAGACAACAUCCAUGGUUUACAAUUGCUUUUGCAACACCAGGCUGAGGUAGAUGGAACUGACCAACUGGGGAGGACCCCUCUUAUGAUGGCUGCUGAAAAUGGCCAGACAGCAGCAGUUGAGUUCCUGCUGUACAGAGCAAAAGCAGAUCUAACUGUGCUGGAUGUCAACAAGAACACAGCUCUUCACCUGGCCUGCAGUAAGGGUCAUGAAAAGUGUGCCUUGUUGAUUCUGGGGGAAACCCAAGACCUUGGCCUUAUCAAUGCAACAAACAGUGCUCUACAGAUGCCACUCCAUAUUGCAGCUCGAAACGGAUUGGCAUCUGUUGUCCAGGCUCUGCUGAGCAGAGGUGCCACUGUGCUUGCUGUGGAUGAAGAAGGUAUGCAUCAUUCACAUCUGGAAGCUCAAGGCCAUACCCCAGCCUUGGCUUGUGCCCCCAACAAAGACGUUGCUGAUUGCCUGGCACUUAUCCUUUCCACCAUGAAGCCUUUUCCACCUAAAGACGCCAUCAGCCCUUUCAGCUUCAACCUCCUCAAGAACUGCGGGAUUGCUGCCAAGACAGCCGCCUGCAGCGCCCUGCCCAACGGGAACAGCUGCCCUUACACCAAGGAUAGGCACAAUGCCAUCGGCUUAGAUGGCUGUUAUUCGGAAUAGCUUAAAAACGAUGAUGGGUGAUCUAGUAUCUCUUCUAUUUAUUUAGGAAUUCUAUCAAUAUAGGACACUUUAAAGGAGAACAAGACUGGGAAUGGGCCUUCCAAAAGGUCCUAGGAACCAAAAAGAAAAAAGGAAAGGAAAGGAAAAAACCUAGAGAAAGUGAUCUCGGUUUCUGCAUCCUACCUAGAUACUUGCUUUGACCACUAGCAUUUCUUCUGCUAUCAAAAUUAACAAAAAAAGAAAGUGUGGGUUUCCAAACAGAUCCAUCCUUUUAAAAUGUUUUGUUUAAAUUUACUCUAAGAAGCUUUAAAAAUCUGCUCGUAUUCUUCUUUCCCCUGCUGUUUGCCAAAGGGUAUAGCCCGGUUCUUCUGAGUUCAAUGUUUCUAAGCAACUCACCUUUUUCAGUCCCAGUUUCUGAAGGCUUUGAUGCUUUGAGUGAAGAGCCAAUUAAAUUUAUUUCAUGCAGGGGGUUGUGGCAGCAGCCGAAGGAUUGGAUUUGAUCAUCUGGAUCAUCUUAUUAACGGUCUCCCACACUUCCCCUCUAUCAGGCCACCUUAUCAUUUGGGAUCAUUUUCUCUGUGUCCUCAGGAAAAGGAAAAAAAUAAUCUUUCCGAGGGACCCAGCAGGCUAGGCAGGGAGCAGAAGCCUGAAUUGCUGCUGCUUUUUGUUUUGCAUUGAAAUGAGGAGAGGGAGGUUGAUCAAUGAGGGACCGCCAAGAAGGGCAGCAGCUGCUGGCAAAGUGCCACUAUCAUUGCUUCUUCCUGUAUGGUAGCUUUUGUUUGUUUGUUUGUUGUGCUCGCCCUUUUUGAUUCCAGUCAGAAAAACACUUGAACUGAGAACUACUGUACCCGGAUACUCUGAUACUUUAGGCAGCUCAUAGUCCCUUGCGUGCGCCAUAGAUGCUGUUGCCCAACCAACGCGGUCCUCUUUAAAAACCUGUGUAUGCGCUGCCAGAAUUAUCCCAACCAUAUCAGGCACUUUAGGGAUCUUCUGUUUUUGGAGGCUGAUUUUUUUUGGGGGGGGGAGAGGGAAGGUUAUCCGGUUUGCAAAAUGUUGGAUCCCCAAAGGGAGUUUCUUUUGUGGUUCCCCACCCCACCCUCUCCCACCUCUGUUUUUGUGCAGUGUUUCCCAUUAGACAAGUCAGUGUUGCCUAAAAAGAUAUUUAUAAAGAAGCAAGCAUUUAUCUUUUGAAAAAUAGCCAAAAGGAAAAAAAGAAAAGAGAAAAGCUUUCUGCAAGGAGAACAGUGCACUUCAGAAUCUUACAAUCCUACAUUUGUAUUUAUAAUUUUUUCAACUAGAAUAACAUCCAGCAGAUUUCAUUAGGGGGUGGUGUGUGUGUAUCUGUCCGUCCAUCCAUCCAUGGGUGGGGCUAAGUAUGAGUGCGUAUUUUUUAUUUUAAAAUUCCUAUUUAUUACACAUUUGAGUGUGCGCACUGUUUUCUUUUUGUACUGUAAACCGUAUCAUGUGUAGAAACUAACAAAAAAAAAAGAUUACCAUAUCACAAAGUAUGUUCAAAGCCAAAGAUUGGGAUGUAGCAAUCAGAUGAAAGCUGCUGGGGCAAGCAAAACUUUAGGACCUAACAAUCUUUUCCAUCAGUUUCCCAGUCCUGCAGUGCUGUGGUAGGCUUGGGACUGUGUUUAGCAGAACAUGUGAAUUUUAAGAAUGAAUUAUUCCAAGGCAUGGUAUGUUUGGACGAGCAAGCUUUAAGGCUAGUAACCCUGGGAAGCAACUGGUUUUUAUUUUCUCCCAGGGUUUUCUUCUUACACACUCUCUUUGAUUGUUAAAGGAGAAUAUAUGAGGCAGCUAUAGACCUGAAUCCUUCUGCAUCAUGGUGCAUUUUACACUUUGACAAUGUAAGGAAUUUAAAACCCAGAAUUUAAACGGACAGACAAACUUUAUAUCUCCUCUGCCCUGCCCCGUUCAUACCGGAUUUACGAUGCAGAGUGGACACCAAUGCAAUUGCUAGAGCCUUAUUUAUUUGCAUCAACUGGUUGUCCAAAAUAAAAAGAUAGAAGAAUCAGAAACAGCCAAUUCAGAGGGUGUGGCUCGUGGCUAGAUCUUUCAAAGAGGAGAGUUGAAUCCAGAAGUUAGAAAAGAUGAUGAUGAUGAUGAAAUAAUAGUAGUGGAGACAAGACACAAAUCCCUUCCUUUUGACACUGUUUACUAAAGCCAAAUUCCUGCAGCCAAAUGACACAGCCACUAUCUUGCCCUUUGCCAGUGCAUUUUUUUAAAGGAUAUGAUCACUUCAUUUUUUUUUUUUUUUAAUGGAGCCUUCCUCUGCUCCCCUCGCCUCCCUCUCCUGGCCUCCCUACUGGCUUUGUCUUUCUCAGAGAUUUAUUACACUGUCAUUUGGGAUCAGUUCUUCUAAGUGUUUGCUGAAUUAUUUUAGUAUCCUGCAUAUGGAUAGGUUGCAAAAAAAAAAAAUGGGGGCCUUAAAGGUAGUGAAUUCUAGUCUUCAAACAAACCUAACAAUGUCCUUUGACUAAGCCUUCUGCAGAGACUAGGGUGCUACUAGCUUAGCUGUUUCUUCUUUCUUUGAUGCCCAAGGAAUCUUAAGAAAUCUCUUCAUUUUGCAGCUGCCAGGUAAAGAGCGUAUUAAAAGUUUCAAUGCACUUGCCAAAAAAAGCACAGCGGACAGCCUGUUGCAGAUUGGCCGUUAAUGUUUUCACUGCACUAUGGAUGGGUUACUUUUCUCUGCCCUCAGUUACUUCACAUUCUCUACCUUGAAAGAAAGUGUUAACCUUUCUACACCAAAUACCUCAUUGUUGGAAUAGAAAUGAACAAAACUUGAAUUAAAGAUUCCUCUUCUCCUCUGUCCCCCGCUUUUUGAUGAGAAAGGUCCUUUUCAGCAUCUUGUAGAAGAAAAGCUGGGGAAAAAAACCACUUGUUUACACUUUAUUAGGUACUAGCAAUUUACUUCUUUCAAAUUGCCUAAUUUUAUUUUAGCCUUCUAAGUGCAAUCCUUUUCCUCCCCAUAGAAGGGCAAAGAGGACAUAAGUUGGGAGGCCAAAGUAAAUCUGAAGCCACUCUUGGUCGUUGUUUGAUUUCUUUUCAAGGGCUAAAUGAAUCCUCCUCUAAAGGCAGAAACGGGACUGAGACAUUUGUAGGAAAAUGGGGGGGGGGAGAUCCAGUGUUCCUUGCAGUGCUGAGAACUAGGAGACCACCUCUUCCCACAGGUGUGAUAGUUUAAACCAGAGAUGUCCAAUCUUGACAACUUUUAAGACUUGUGGACUUCAACUCCCAGAAUUCCUCAGCCAAUUCUGGGAAUUGAAGUCCACAGGUCUGUAUUCACCCCAAGCCAUGUCUUUGUGGCUUGGAGGAAUGUGGACUCAUUAAGAAAUCCUAGCACAGAUUGUUCUUACAGAAGAGAGAGAAACCCAUUUUUUGUUCCCCUUUACUCCUGUGUAUUGAAUUGUAGUUGGUUCUAUAGCAGUUUUUGGGAAUGAAUAUAGCUUGAAUGGUUUACGAUCUGCAAGAGGUCUUGAACCAGGGAGGUGAAGCUUCUAUGGACCACAGUUCUUAGAUGGCAGAGAUGUUCCCUUUUCAGUUUUUAUGGUUUAUUAUUUUUUUAAAAAGCAGGAAUGAAAUUUGAAGGAAGGGGCAGAAGCUGAGAUGCAAUCAGCUUUCUGAGAUAAGUUUUUAGAAUAAGGAAAUUUCCUAACCCUAGUGCCAGAUGAAUUGGGCUGGCGUGAAUUUAAAUUCUUAUGUUUCCUCCUUAUAUUAGAACUGUCAUGGGUUUGUGCAGGGUUUGUGCAGGACUUCUUUUGCUGAACUGAUGAAAAAUAAUCAGGCAGGAUCAUCUUUUUAAUUGCAUUUUUGCAAACAAAAAACAAAAAAAGGCAUUUCCCUUUCUUACAUUUCACCCUAAAAUUGAAGAUAUGACAAUCAAUGUGAUCUUUUUAAGGGCUUCAGCGUACUUAACUCUGUAGCAUCGCACAUUAUUAUAUUUCUAGUGUUCCAUUUAACUUUUUCCUUUUCCUUAAAAAUGAUGAUGAAGAAAAAAAAAAUGGAGUGGAAACAAUUCCAGCAGUGCAUAUCUAAAUUAAUAUAUUUUGUUGCUUUUUUAAAAAAAAAAUAAAAAAAAAGUGGAGGCAGCAGUUGGGUUGGGCGUGAAGAAAUGUGGCCAGCUGUUUUAGUUGCCAGUCUUGUUCUCCUUUAAUGCUGUAACAUGUACAUUUUGACAGCACAGCUUGACAGUUUUAAGUAAUAAUUCAAAUGUCUGGUGGUAAUAACUUGCAUCAUUGUGCUAAGAUGAGAGUUGGUUUUCCCUGGUGCAUUGUAAAAGAGGGCUGGAGGCAAACUUCCUUUGUUACUUCCUCUCUUUUUUCUCAUCACCCCUUCCCUCCAGUAUUCUGCAAGCACAUUUGACUUCCUGGUGUGCAGUAUUUUACCCAGGGUUGGGAGAAAGUGGGGAAUGGGGGCAGAAGAGGAUCUUGCUUACAGCUUCUUCCUAUUGCCAUCUUCUUUAGGAAUGGCAUCAAAUCUAUCUUAACCGUGCAUCCUUCUUUGCAUCUUAGAAGACCCUGCUCCUAAUAUCUCUGGGUGGUUUUCCUCCUUUUUUCCUUUCCACUUGUCUCAGCAAGCAAUCAUGGGGCUUCCCUUCUUAACCUAUCCAAAUAAGGAAGUUUUUCUCCAACCCCCUUUCUCUAAAGCACUUGCUUUACAAGUUUAAAAAGAAAAAGAAAAAGCACUUUUGUUUAAAAGCAUGAGGGUCUCAUUCCCCCUUUUAUAAUAAUCUAUAGGAGAAAGGCCAGCAAGGGAAUUACGGUAUCAGGAAAAACCUAUUUUCCUUUUUGUCCCUCCCCCCCCACACACAUUUUUUUUUAAUUAAUCUAUGUUGGGUGGGAGGAUGGGUGGAGAAUUCUUUUAAUUUACUUCAGAGCUCUAGAGUCAUGGUUCUAGGGUUCAGAGAAAUAGAACAAAGGGAAGUUGUGUUUUAAAAAAUAAACAGCACAAAUACAUUUCAGCUUGACAAGUGUAUUUGCACUGCCAUUGUUAGAUAAAUGGGCCUUCCGCUGGGAGCCCAGCUGAGCCAUAUAACUAUUGACAAACACUGAAUGUAAAUGUCCUUGUAGAGGGCAAGUACUGAGAAGCGAUAAAUUGAUCAUAUAUUCCUAAGACGGCACUUCAGCGAAUUUAAAAUAACUGAUCCUGAUAAAAUGAUGCUGUUCCUUUUUUUCUAAAAAUGACUUUAUUUUGUUUACUUUUCCCCAGAGGUUGCUGGAGCUUAAGAAAACCCAUCUGUAGCAUUGUUACUGUUCAUUACUUUUUACGUUUUCUUUCUCCUCUUUUCCCACCCUGCCCAAGGAGUUCAAAAUCAUGGGAUAGAGACAUCCCAUGCUAAUAUUUCUAAAGAGCUCUAAUGUAAGAAAUGAAUUGUGUACUUAACAGGAUUUGAAUUUGUGUCCCUGAAAGUGAUGUGUAUAUUAUCUAGUCUGGUUUCUUGGCUUGGGACAGUGGAUUACCAAAGGGGCCUGUCUCUGGCCAGUUUCUAUACAGACUAAAUGUGCAGAAUCUCCUUUAGGGCUAAUGCUCACUUUGUAUUGAGAGAGCCAGCUCCAGACCUUUUGGCUUCCUUCUGAUAGGAAUGAAAUAGUUGAUCCAAGGACAUGCCAGAAUACCUUGCAGGUAGGCAAAUUGGGGUGGGAAGAUUCCUCUAAUGACAGGAUUUUUUUUUUUUUUAAACUCCAGCCGGUAUAAGGUAUUCUGGCAUAGCUAUAUGAACUUUAAUGUGAGCAAUUGUUUUUUUUUAAAAUCAGUUAUUAAAACAAAUAUCCAAGCAAGUAACCUUCUAUCCUUUCCUUGGUGAGUCCUGGAAAGUAUAUUUAUUAUCCCAUAUUUAACUCUCCUCCCCUCUAUUCAUCACCCCACGCAUUUUUCCUCAAAAACAUUUCCCUGUCAAAUUGUUGCGUAAUUCCGUUCUGAUUAGCUAUUCGCCCAAUAGUGCCAAAGAGAUGACAAGAUUAGGAAGGUGGUGGAGAGAGAAGUUUGGUGAUCUUUCAUGGCAUACUUUGCUUUUUUUUUAAAAAAAAAAUAUCAUUAUUUAAGCUGUAAGCUCAGCUCAGCUGGGCUUUGAGCAUAUUUUUUUAUGUGCAGGAAAAUGGGGAGGAGGAACCACCCUCCGUAUUGCAAAUGUUUCAUUACUUUACAACCUUCUCUUGGUGGAUUUUUUUUCUAAAUGGGUUCUUCAGUAUCAAGCGUGUAGCAUUUGAGAAAAAAAAAUGUGACUUCAGCAUCACUUAACUCCUACAAAGUCAAUGUUAAAGAAGAGAUGGGGAUAUAUAGAUUAUUAUUUUUUUCCCGCUGAAGCAAGGAGAAUGUUAAUUGCGGUUGGGAUUCUGUGAACUUUAAAGCAAUGAUUUCAUUCGAAUCAUGAAUUUGGGGGACAAAGAAAAAGCUGUUAAUGUUACAAAUAGGUAGAAAAUAUUUUGGGCUGGGCUGGGAGGGGGAUAGAUCUCUUAAGGUCUCCCGUAAGGCAUCUGUAGCAAGUUCUUAGUGUCUUUCUUUCCGUGAUCUAUGUGUAAAUGCUGCACCGAUGUAUAUUAUGCACAUAAAACAUUUCUUUGAAUAAGAUAGGACAGACCUCAUCACCAGUCAGGUAUAAACUAUUCUUCCUCUUUCGUGUGUUAGUUUUUCACUGUAUGUAUGUGUGUGCGUGUAUGUAUACCUGUAUGCGAUGAGCAUCUUUUCAAAUUCACUUUUGGUGCAAAAACAAAAGGGAUGAAAAAGAAAAGAAAGAAAAAUAGCCUUACUUUUAAUUCCAAUCCUAUCUUAGUUUGUCAACUUGAAUAUAAUAAAGCAGAAUUGCAUGGAAGUCUUUGAAACUAGCUGAGCCUCGUGUGCACGGUGAGUGGCAGUAAACUGUUUUUCUAAACAAAAAAAAAUUAGUAUGCAAUUUCAGCCACACAGCUUUUAGGAAAAAAAUCCCUGCAUUUUGUUUUUGUUUUUAAGAAUGGCGCGUAGGGAGGGGGGGGAGGGGGUUGAUUAUACCAGCUUGUGCCUGCUUUGCCUUCUCAAAAACUUGGGAAUUAGUUCCCAUUUGCUUACCCUUCAUGCUGACCAGAAGAGAGAUUUCAUAAAGGAGCUUACAUUGUUUUUUUUUUUUUUAUGAAACCGAUGUUUUCCAGAUGAUAGUAAGAUCUUUGAUAACCUCUUCGGACAUCAGGUGUACUGGCAGUAUAGAUUAACAGCCUGUUUGGUUUUUGGAGAUAAUAACACGGGGUUGAGGGAGGAAAAUAAGGACAGACACAACAGCAGGUGGUUCAGAUUAUCUGCUUUCCAAGGUAGUGUUGCAUCCCGUUUGGCCUGCAUAAAUGAUUACUACAUUUUAGAUACAACUUCCUAUUGCACUUCUAUCAGAAGUAGGGAAAAGGUUAAAAAAAAAAUGACUGGAAGUGUGGAAAUUACUCUAGUUGGUCUUUUGACCUGCACCAUGGAUAUAUGAAUCUAUUGUGUAAUUUUUGUCCCAGUUAUUUGGUUGCAGCACUGUAAAUCUGGUAUCCCUUCUGUCAACUUAAUUAUGAAGAUAAGGAGAAAGGUUAGUUUCAAGUCCUGCCUCUUUAUGGUGAUAUAAUUAGGGUUUGUCAAUGUACAGCUGUCCCCUCUAAAUUUACUAUUCUUACGUGCAAUCCUCUAUGAUUUUUCAUCUUUAAUUUAGGAAAUGCAAAUAUCCUGGAUAUUUGGAGGAGGGGGAAAUAAAUGGAAUAGCCUCACAGAAACAAAUGUUUCAGACUUGAGAACAAGCCUAGAUUCUUAUAUUCUGAGAAUUUCUUUGAUAUAUGAAAUUUGCACUGAUCAAUUGCAGAUCUCUUAGGCAAAAUUGGAGAUAGAGGCAUUAACAAACAAGCACACUUAGGGAGAUGAGAAGUGGGAGAUAAAAGAUCAAAACCAAAGGGAAAUUUGAUAUUGCGGGUUCUUGGAGUUUGAUACAGAGAAGACUUCUGUAUGGCUUUGGGCAUCUUGUAGACAAUGUUGAGUGGUUUGACUCACUUUUUAGAAUCCUGCAGCGUACAAAAGUAAACUCUUUUUAUACUGACAGAAACAGACAGAGGCCAGUGAAGGAAUUAGCUUUUAAAAUGACAGAACUAGAAAAAAAAUCAUUGCCGAAGGUAAGAUUUGGAAACAUGCUUUAUGGACUAAAAGUGACUGGGGUAUUAUUGUACUGUGUUAGUUGCCAGUUCUUAAUAUUUUGAAAGGCAUUUUUCUUUGCUGGUCCACUUGAAGAUAUUUAUUGAAAUGGCUGCUGAUAGUUUUGUAUGCAUGUCCUUACUUGAAUGUUUUGGAAAAAUAAUAGUGAAAGGAAGUUUCUUGCAGUUAACCUAAGUGUUGUGUCAGCAUCUCAUGCUUGCUGACAUUGGAGUAGGGAAUGAGUAAGACUGAGAGAAAUGCAUUUAAAGGCAGCCUGCCGGCAUUUGUCCAAUUUCUUUCCCUGCUUCUCCUCUAUCUUGGGAUUCAUCUUUUGGCACUAUCCAAUUGACUUCUGAUUCUUUUAGAAAGAGGAUAUGUUAAUCCAGGCGGUUAGAUUUCAAAACAGAAACUGAAACAGAUAUUGUAUUGAAAGAACACUCUUAAAAAUGUUAACCAUUCCAGGCGCCUUAGCUACCUAACAUGAAUGUAGCUUGUUUACCUUAUGAGAAGAAGCACUUUACAAUGCUCUUCUAUGUUCCUCGUAGUGCAAAGGUUAAUAAUUUAACAUCGACAGAAUAUGUAGGAAGCCCAUUUUGAUAGGAAAAAGGGGAGCAUGAUGGUAGUUGGGUCAGAUCCUUCUCCUCAAGUAUGAACUGUAAUUGGCUCCCCCUGUCUCAUUUAUAAUUUUGUCUAACUUCACUUACUCUUAUCCUUCAUCUCAUAAAUAAAAGCAGGCAGACUAUUUAGGAUUUCUUUUUAUCUCCCCUUCUCUCUGAAUUUUCUCUUGUAUACCAAGGUUUUCUGAUCUCUUGAGGUUCUCUUUUUUUCCUAAAGUGAGCAAUGCUUAGUCGUAAAGCCUUAUGAAGGUUUAGCUUAGUCUGUGUGAAAGUUGGAGGGUAUUGGAUCUCAGGUGGAAUGGGUGGAACCUAACAUUGCCUUCCUUCUAUUACUGCAAUCCAUACAUAUUACUCUAGUACCUUAAAAAUUAGUUGUGGGUAUGGUGACUCCAUUCUUUGGAUGUUUGGUUUUCAGACUUAUAAUCCAACUUUUCUAGGGUGAGAACAUCAGCUUUGGGAAGGCUGAACUAAAACAAAUUGUGUGUUCAUUCUUGCUAUGGUAGUUUUCUUUCCUCCCUGUAAUUUGAUGCCAUGUUGUAUAGAUUCAGAGCUUUUAAAAAUUGCACUAAAUAUGUAUGUGGCAGUUUCUGAUUUUUCAUUUAAUUUUUUCCCAAAUCAAAAAGUUUCUUCUGUUAGUAGGGAAUGGCAUAAAUUAUUUGCCAUAUCUGUUAUUUGUUCCUUUUGGCUUUCUAAUGGAUCUUGCUUCCUUUCAUACUAAAGCAGCACGGUACCAAAGGAUAUAAUGCUGAAUUCUUCAGUUUCAUUACGUAUUUUCUUUAUUCCUUGUGCUUUUUUCCCCUUCAAAUUAAUCUGUCAUUCUCUCCCCACAUUAAUACAUUUUAUCAAUUAUUGCUGUUAUCUGUUUUCACUUCUAAGACUUGCAAGUGAUUUCAAACUGUAAGUACAGGGGCCCUGGUGUAAGAUUUCAGUCCCAGAGCUUCGGGCCCUCCAGGCUUCUAAAACGCAGAUGCAGGUAUAUUUACAAAUUUAUCUCCAGCAGAGAUUGAGAAAUAGACUUUCUCUCCACCACCACCACCACCACCCCUUCCCCACCUGCUAGCUUUUCACAUGGGAAAAGAAGAUACAAGCUGUAGUGAGAUUUCUCUCUCUCCUUUUCUGGCACCAAGCCUAGGCCUUCCGCAAGUCCGGAAAGAAGGAGGUGUGUGUUUUUUUUUUCCAGAAGUAAUGGCUAAGUAGGGCCUAGUUUUGUGCUGAAGAAUUGUAAAAAAAGUGGGGAUUAUUGGUCAUGUACCUCUGGCUAAAGGGCCUGGCCCUUCUCCCCCUUUGAAGCUGAACUAAUUUGGGGUGAGAAUAGGGCCUCCUUCUGAUUUUCUUAAAUAUCCAUGCUCUUGGAAUAAAGCACAAACAGGGUUUUCUGUAGUAGAUUAAUUAGCAAAAGAAACUGGCAAUAAAACGUGGCAAGUAACCAAGGGUUUUCUUAAUAAAGAAAUGAGAAUUGUAAGUAGCCAUGCAACUUUCUGUCUCUAGAUAUAAAUCCUGUAAAUUACUAUCAUAAUAGCAGUCUCAAAAGUGAUAAUAAGAACAUCUAUCCUCCUAGUAGCAGUCCUUAUCACUUUUGAGACCUAUGUUACAGUGAGCGUACACAAAGAAAAAGAACACCCAUUUUGGUGAUUGGUUGAGAAUGUGUUGAGGCAAACAUGCACAAUUAUACGUGGAAGUGGCUUAAACUCUUAGCUUUUUGUGAGUUUUAUUUUUAGUUCUUUUCACAAGAAUCUGACAAAAGCUCUCAAGUUGCAUUCAUAUGUUAAAAGUUAUUGUGUUAUACACCCACCUUUAGAUUGUUUACCUUCUAAAUUAAGAAAAGGCUUAAAUUGAUACUGAUUGGCUAAGAUGUGCUUCGAUGUUUUUAUGCUAAAAAUGCAUAUGCAUUUCUCAAAAAAUAGCUUCAUGACAUAAUUUUUCUUCUACUACUUUUCCAAGUCCCAUCUUAGCAUCCUCCAGAUAUUCUGGGUACCAGCAUUCAUCCUCACCCAGUGUGGCCAUUGGCCCACGGACCAGAAAUUAAAGAGUUGGUGCAAGAAAUUUAGAGGACGCCAACAUAGAGAAGACUAUCAUAUUGGGUAAAUUUUGGAUCUAAGCCUCUACUUUAAUUGAUGUUAUGAUGAGGGAUGUAUAGAGUAGCUCAUAUUUUCCCCCACCCCAAAAAGGGAGGGGACUCCACAUUCACCACUUCCUUAAAUUUAAUAUGAAUGUUAGAACUUUCCAAACCACUCAGGUGUGAUAAAACAGUAUGUCCUGCAUGUUAUUCAGAGGGAAUAAGUUACAUCAAUGAGACCUGCAAUUUGCUCUGGAAAUCAGUAAACCCUUAAUUCCUCCCCCCCCCCCCGGCAGUUUAUUUUGAAUCUAAGAUUGGGAGACCAUGUUGACAAUCUAACUAGAGCGUGCCUGCAUUUGUUUCUUGAAGUGGAAUUGUGAACAUACUAUUAUUAACUGUUAGCAUUCCUGUUGCAUGUUUGUUUUGAAUUACUUGGCCAUGCCUUCUUUGCAACUUGGAAGUCAUGAACUGGGGUGAAAUUGGAAACUCGGAGCGGUUUUCCUUUGAAGACCUGGAGGAGUUGCUUUCUUUUCCUCCUGUUGGGUUCAUGACAGACCACACGCCCCAGUAACAGCCAACCUGCUGUUUUUAUUAGUUGUGGGCUUGUCUUAUAGCAAUACUUGUUGGCUGUGAGCUUGUGGGCACUUCAAAAGUCACCUGUGCUUGAAAUAGAUUUCUUCUUUGGGAGCAGCAAUAAUGGGGGUAGAAGGAGGGAGGGAGAGUAAAACUGGUUGCUGUGUUGAGGGUUUGUAGUCUGUUCUAUAGUUUGUACUAUCGGGUGUUUCGUGUUCUGUUUUAUUUAAAUUUGGGAGGGGGGGUGCAUUCUAAUGAUAAAUGGAAGGAUUUUGAAGUAUUGUGAUAAGAUUCUUUAUAAGCACUGAUUUCAGCCCCAAUGGGAGCUUUCUGCUUUGAAAGCUUUGAUGAUCUUUAAUCGCUCAUGUACUGUACCUUCCCAUAGUUGUGCUCCGUUGCUUUUGCCAGUUCUUUCUUCCUUCCUUGGUUUCUUUAUCCUGAGAUGCACAAAUGGUAUGUAUCUUUUAAGGGGGCACGCUAACUGUGUUUUUCGUUGUCUGGGUAAGGUAGAUGCAGCCAAUGUUUUGUGACAGUGUUUGUAGUCAGGGGUGACUUAGACAAUAUAUUGUGUCUGCAUGAGCCACGAACUGUGCUUUCCCCCCCCCCCCCCAACUCUGUCUUUUCUUCCCAGCCAUAGCUGCAAGUAUGCAACAGAGUCGGGGAGGAAAGUAUGAGGGCAUUGCACACAUUGUACACUUUCCUUGUUUUAGCUAGGGAGGGCAGUCUAAUUUACAUAUAUGUAUUUUCCAGCCUGUCUUCUAAGGACUGACAAAGUUACCUUACUGUUGAUGCUAACUGUUAGCAGAUUGUUGAAAUAUGGUGCAAUUCUUUCAGGGUGGCUUUAAUCAGCAGAAGAUAAAGGCCAGACAUUUUUUUUUUUUUGGUCCUUGUAUAAAUAAUUAUCUUAAAAUAUGAAUUCAUUCAAACACCCUUUGCCUAGCUCCUUUUUCUUGGCUGCUGAGCACUUCUCAAUUCGUUGCAUUUCAGUCUGGGACCAACACCAUAUAAUGUAGCCCUUAACAGCUAGGAGAACCACAAUAAAUCCUCAAAGGAAAUCUGUCAUUUCCACUGAAAAUGGAGACAGAGCGUUAAAGCAGCCUUUUCCAACUGCUGCUGGCUAGAUGUGUUGGAUUUUAACUUGCCCACCCUUUGGCUGUGCUGGCUUGGGCACUGUGAGAAUUGAAGUCCACCCAGCUGAGGCCCAAAGUGGGAAAGGGUGCAUUAAAGUAUUUUUUUUUUUCCUGCUUAACCUGUAACUGCUGCUUAUAAAUGGAAGGCUUUUGUCUUUCACAUUGAAUCACUUGGUCCAAAGGCAUUCAGAGAAGAGUGUAUAUCCUGACCACGACGUCAGUUUAAGCAUUCUCUUAGCUUUAUCUGCACAUUUGGGGCAAGGCUUUUAAUCCUUGGUUAGCAUUGCCAUAGUAUUUUCUCUAACUGCAUGGAGGCCAGGGUGCUUCAUUUUGGCUUCGGCCUCAGUUCUUAAGGGAACUGAGAGGGAAAUUGCCCCAGCUUAGAAGUUGUUUUAGUAGACUUUUUUUUUUUCUUUUUGUCUAUUAUGGCCACCUGCAGGAAUGCAGGAAACUUGAGGAGCACUUGGCUCUACAAUAAAAAUGGUUCUCCGCCUUUGAUUAAGCUCUCUGCAUCUGGGACCAGAGCCACAGCCUCCUGACCAGAGCAGGUCAAGGAUUUCCACUUAAUCUGUGUGAAAAAAGGAAUUUGGAGAAGGGGAAUGGAUGUUAGCAUUUGCCCCUCGUGCAAGCCCUCCACAUUGUGUGCAUGGGUAUUUGCAGGCAGAGUCUUCAUGUGCAUUCAUUACAGGUGGUGUUAAGAUUGGCUAAAGUGAUAAAGUCGAAUCUUGUUUUUAUUUCUUUCGUAUUUAAAAUUAGAGUCCCUCUAAUACAGUGUUUCUCAACCUUGACCAUUUUAAGGCAUGUGGACUUCAACUCCCAGAAUUCCACAGCCAGCAGUGCUGGCUGUGGAAUUCUGGGAGUUGAAGUCCACAUGCCUUAAAAUGGUCAAGGUUGAGAAACACUGCUCUAAUAAAUAAAACAAGAACUCCAGUGAACUUCCAUAACAGAGUUUUCUGAAACAAAAUCCUUUGUUACCUUUACCACUGAAUUAAUUGUAAUCUGCAUUAGUUUUAUAUUUGGGAUAUUUUAUGUCCCAUUCCUCCUCCUCCUCCUCCUGCCAGGGUGGAAAAGCUCUCUAGGAUUAUAGAGAUGUCUGUACUGUACUAAAAAGUGGAUAGGUGUCUUGAUAUGGAAAUCAGUUUAUAUUUCAACAGUUUGAUUGGGGUGUGGAGGAAGAAUGGGUCUUCAUACCUAAUUCUUACAGUAAAAACCUGAGCACAUCAGGGAACACAAAACCCCUUCUUGCUCUUAUGAUGCUUCACAUCUUAAAACACCAGGCAAGGAGGAAAAAUCUAUAGGAUGGGAUGUGGUUUCCUAUGAUCCUUUAAAGAGCAUUAAUGUGGGAGGAGGAAUGGAAGGCAGUUUUUAGAUCAGCACCUCAUAUUUACUGGACCUGUUUUGUAUUUGGUCUUUUGUAUUUAAUAGGGUAGAAUGGGAUUGGGAAAUAAUAUUAUGUUUUCACCUUUAGAGCACUGAAUCUACAACCUGCUGAUCAAGACCAGCAUGCAACCAUGUUGACCUCCUUUGAGGCAGGGGCCUUAAUUGGGAUCAUUUAGUUAAGCAGAUAUUUUUAAAUUAGACGCCUGUGUGUGUGCGUGUGUGCGCGUGCAUGUGUAUGAGUGUGUAUAUGUUGUAAUGGGUGAAGAUGGGAGUAUUGUUUGAAUGGUAAUAUUUUGAGUUUGGGGGAUGAAUGAUAAGCUAUUGGAGCAAGAAUGGAAGUGCUGCCUAUGAAGCAUUGCCCUUCUCCAUUGCUUGUACUUUUGGAACUAUAAUGAUUGUGGGGAAGUUUAACUUUGCCCCCUUAUCUUGCUAGUAUUGGAAAGCUUGGACCAAUGUUUAGAAGAGAUUAUUAAAAAUAAGCAUUCAAGUCAGCUCACAGGCCUGCCUCCUUACUUGCAGACACAUGAUCUUCCUUCAAACACUGGUUUAAAGCACAAAAAAAAAAAAAAAGUACCCAAAUGCUCACUCUGGGUAUUUGAGAAGAGGGUUUGGUUACAGGGCAGGAGUUGCCAAGGUCAGUUCACACAUUCCCCAAAGUCUGCUUUUAAGCCCAAUGCAAAGGAAGUUCCUGAUAUGCAAUCAGAGUGUUGCUCUUUUGAGACUGAUUGGUAAUCUUCCUUUCUUAUGGAUCUCCUUGCCCUCAUUUCUUCACUGGAAGCAGUAUUUUUUAAGUUUUUUUUUUUAAGUAAUUAUGUUUCCCUCAAGAGUUUUAUUCUUAGAAAGGCAGAUCUGUCAGACCAACCAUCAAUUAUUCCUCCUUUUCUUCCCCACCCCGGACCCCAGCCUGGUUGUUCCAUGAAAUGAAAACAUUAUGUUAAGAGAUCUAUGUAAAAUCAUAUUGAAUAACAAUGCAGUGAGGUAUCACAAGCCAUUCAUCCCCCUUUCUACACAUCUCAGUCUUGCGCAGUGUGGAAGCCACCUUGUAUAAGCCCUUUACAUGAAUUCAGUGAAUGGUUAACCUUUUUUUGUCUCAGAUGAUAUAUAUGCAUUUUCAAAAUUUCUGCAUUACCUUUGGGGGGGGGGUUGGGGAAAGGGGUUAACAGGAACUUAAAACUAAAAUUAAAAAAAAACAAAGCAUUCAGACUUGAUCUAUUUUCUACAAUGUAUGCUGCGACCAGGUCCUGUUAUUCAUAUUGUGGCUUUGAAUCAAUUAUGUUGAUUAAAAUGCUGUUGCUUCUA
Messenger RNA from Crotalus tigris (Tiger rattlesnake), 18581 nucleotides. It is a transcript of the gene ANKRD52, whose product is annotated as ankyrin repeat domain 52. Gene Ontology annotation, molecular function: protein binding. Bases 148 to 3399 code for a protein of 1083 amino acids. The record is from RefSeq and is a predicted model, not a curated record. Gene Ontology annotation, cellular component: cytoplasm. Lineage: Eukaryota; Metazoa; Chordata; Lepidosauria; Squamata; Viperidae. The transcript is spliced from 28 exons.